Oncorhynchus keta (chum salmon) is the source of this 3722-nucleotide messenger RNA. Its product is annotated as zinc finger protein OZF-like. The transcript is spliced from 3 exons. NCBI's taxonomy places the organism in Eukaryota, Metazoa, Chordata, Actinopteri, Salmoniformes, Salmonidae. Bases 165 to 1496 code for a protein of 443 amino acids. Gene Ontology annotation, molecular function: DNA-binding transcription activator activity, RNA polymerase II-specific; RNA polymerase II cis-regulatory region sequence-specific DNA binding. Gene Ontology annotation, biological process: regulation of transcription by RNA polymerase II. Gene Ontology annotation, cellular component: nucleus. The record is from RefSeq and is a predicted model, not a curated record.
UCCUCUUUAUUACUACUGGCCGACUCAGAUUAAGUCUGAGGCCGGUAACAUCAACAGUGAGGCCAAACCCAGCCUGCCUCUCUCCUUCCACACUGAGUCCAAACCUACAGUCACUGGGUCCUGAUUGUGACAGUGGAGCCCAGUUUGCACUGCAGGAUCCAGAGAUGGCAUCAGUGAAGCUGGAAGACUGCAGUCAAACACAGGAGCUGAAUGUCAACAUUAAAGAUGAAGAAGUGGAGGAGAAGAUUGGGAAAUCUGUUUCUCAUGGACUAGAAUUAAGUCUGAGGUCGGUAACAUCAACAGUAAUGACAAACCCAGCCUGCCUCUCUCCUUCCACACUGAGUCCAAACCCACAGUCACUGGGUCCUGAUUGUGACAGUGGAGCCCAGUUUGCACUGCAGGAUCCAGAGAUGGAAUCAGUGAAGCUGGAAGACUGCAGUCAAACACUGGAGCUGAAUGUCAACAUUAAAGAUGAAGAAGAGGAGGAGAAGAUUGGAACAUGUGUUUCUCGUGGAGACCAUGUUGAGACAUUCUCUACAUCCAGAGAGCAACAGCAGGAAGAUGACAGACCUAAGAGGUCUCACCACUGCCCACAUUGUAAAGAGAUUUUCCCAAUUCUUUCAAAGCUAAAAAUACACCUAAAAAUUCACACAGUUGAGAAUCUGUAUUCCUGUACUGACUGUGGGAAGAAUUUCAUAACAUUAAAGGCUCUGACAGGUCAUCAGAGAGUGCACACAGGAGAGAAGCCUUACUCCUGCUCUGACUGUGGGGCGGGUUUCUCUCAACUGGGCACCUUAAAACAACAUGAACGUAUACAUACAGGAGAGAAGCCGUACUCCUGCUCUGACUGUGGGAAUAGUUUCUGUCGACUGGGCCACUUAAAAGAACAUGAACUUAUACAUACAGGAGUGAAGCAUUACUCCUGCUAUGACUGUGGAAAGAGUUUCUCUCGACUGGGCACCUUAAAAACACACGAACGUAUACAUACAGGAGAGAAGCCUUACUCCUGCUCUGACUGUGUAAAAUGCUUCACAACAGCAUCUCACCUAAAAGUUCAUCAGCGAACACACACAGGAGAGAGGCCUUACUCCUGCUCUGACUGUGUAAAAUGCUUCACAACAGCAUCUCAGCUAAAAGGUCAUCAGAGAACACACACAGGAGAGAAGCCUUAUUUCUGCUCUGACUGUGAGGCGAGUUUCUCUCGACUUUGCCACUUAAAAACACAUGAACGUAUACACACAGGAGAGAAGCCUUAUUUCUGCUCUGACUGUGGGGCGAGUUUCUCUCAACUGGGCCACUUAAAACAACAUGAAUGUGUCCAUACAGGAGUGAAGCCUUACUCCUGCGCUGACUGUGGAAAGAGUUUCUCUCAACUGGGCACCUUAAAAACACAUGAGCGUAUACAUACAGGAGAGAAGCCUUACUUCUGCUCUGACUGUGGAAAGGGUUUUUCUCGACUGGACUACCUGAAAACUCAUGAACAUAUACAUACAUGAACAUAUACAUAGGUAGCCUAGUGGUUAGCGCAUUGGGCCAUUAAUUGAAAGGUUGCUGGAUCGAAUCUCCGAGCUGUCAAGGUAACAAUCUGUCAUUCUGCCCCAGUACAAGGCAGUUAACCCACUGUUCACCGGGCGCCAAAAAGACGUGGAUGUCAAUUAUGGCAUCCCCCGCACAUCUAAUUCAGAGGGGUUGUGUUAAAUUAUGGAGACACAUUUCAGUUGAAUGCGUUCAGUUGUACAAAUGAUUAGGUAUCCCCCUUCCCUAGUUAAAUACUUGAGUGAAGCCUUACUCCUGCUCUGACUGGAGCGUUUUUCUCAAAUGGGCCAUUUUCUUUUUUUUUUCUACUGUGUUAUUGACUUGUUAAUUGUUUACUCCAUGUGUAACUCUGUGUUGUCUGUUCACACUGCUAUGCUUUAUCUUGGCCAGGUCGCAGUUGUAAAUGAGAACUGGUUCUCAACUAGCCUACCUGGUUAAAUAAAGGUGAAAUUAAAUUUAAAAAAGACGAUGUAUACAUGAAGGAGAGAAGCCUCAUCAGAGCUGGUAGACACAACAUACAUUGAGUGUACAAAACAUUAAGGACACCUGUUAUUUUCAUGAUGUAGACUGACCAGGUGAACUCAGGUGAAAGCUCUGUUCCUUAAUGAUGUAGUUUUUGUGUAUUUAUUAUAGAUCCUCAUUAGCUUCCAGCAAAAAAAAAAAAAGAAACUGCGGUUGCAGUGAGCUAAGGAAUGAAAACACUGGAGAAUUUGAAAAAUAUUGCCUGGUCUGAUGAACCCUGGUUCCUGCUGUGUCAUGCUGAUGGGAGGACUGGGGUAUGGAGGAAACCAGUACAUGCAUCCCUGCUGUGUGUCAACAUUGCAGGCUGGUUGAUAAAAGUGGAGCAACAUUUGAAUGCCACAGGAUAUCUAAACAUCAUUGCCAAUCAGGUGCAUCCCUUAGAUUUUUUUCAGCAGGAUUAUGCCCCAUGGCACAACGCUUGUCCAGGAAUGGUUCCAAGAACAUGACAGUGAAUUCAGUUUACUGCAGUGGCCUGACGAGUCACCAGAUCUCAAUCCAAUUGUUCAUCUGUGGGAGGAGAUGGAACAAGCUAUUCGGAGUAGAGAUCCACUCCCAGCCACAUUGACACAAUUGUGGGAAGCAUUGGAGUCAACAUGGGCCAGCAUCCCUUUGGAAUGCUCUCAACACCUUGGGAGUCCAUGCCCUGAUGAACUGAGGCUGUUCUGAGGACAAAAGAAGGUGCAACUCGACAUUGGGAAGGUGUUCCUAAUGUUUUGUACACUCAGUGUACAUCAGAUAAAGAUGUUGUGAUGAUCAGUUUUCAGCAUUAGUUUGAGUGAAUUAUUUUAUAUUACUAAAUACCUUUUGUUUAAUGAUAAACAGGCUAUGAAUCAACUACUUGUGUUUAUUAAAUUGUAUUUUAAUACUAGAUUCAUUAUUGUAGUCAUUGAUGAUGAAUGUAUUUGAAUAACUGUAUUGAAGUUAAUUGAUCUGGCGGCAGGUAGCCUAGUGGUUAAGAGUGUUGGGCCAGUGUUAAGAGAAUUUUGUUCUCAAUGUUCAUAAACUGAACUUCAAUUCAAAUACUCUGUCUGUUACCAAUAAUUUGUAAGGUUCUUAUUGAAACGAAACGGACAGAGGCCAGUCUACAAUAGUCAGCAAAGUUUAUUUACAAGAGCUCUGCCCAUCAUUUUAUGUACAUUGGUUUAUAUACCUCUCAUUUCGUCAUAAAUGUCCCUCCUCCUCUCAGACAAUGACAAUGCUGUUUUACAAGUCUUCUCCUAUGCAUACAAGGCUUAUCAUAUGCUACAACAUGUUACACAGUCUACUGCAAGCCCAACGGUUUCUCCCCUCCCUGGGUGGGGACCAGACAUCUUUCCUGUUGUUAGUUUCACAGUGGUCACAAGUUGUCUGUUAACACUUCCUCUUUGCCUAUGUACAAACAUUCUUCAUCAGACAGGGUAGAAUUCAGUUCGUUACAGUCCUAUCAUUACUUUUAAAUGUAAACAUCAUUUAGUCAUUAUACGUAAAAUUCCUAACAGCCAGUAACUGAAAGGUUGCUGGUUUGAAUCCCGAGCCGACUAGGUGAAAUAUGUCAUUGUGCCCUUAAGCAAGGCAAUUAACUCUUAUUUGUCCUGUAAGUCAUGAAAAAUGUUUGUACGUGAAUUUCUGCUGGGCAACCUCUUCUCUUGUGUAUAAUUAAAUGAAAUAAACUGUUUGAUGUGAAA